ACCAAUGAGGAUGCGUUCAGGAGGUGUUCCGUUUUCCCUGAAAUUCUUUACUGAUCCGACUUGUUAGAAUUCAAGAUGGCUGCCUCAGGUUCUAGGUGAGGGCUCUCUCCUCCUGCGCCCCAGUGGAUGAAGUUUUCUUGCAGCUGAAGUCUCUCACUGCUGCCCCCCCCCCCCCCCCCCCCCACCGUCUGCGUCUGUCGUUUCAACAUGUCGUCUUCAUCCUCCUGCUCUUCAUCGGGGGAGACCAGCCCUGAGGAUGUGCCUCGUGGCGGGGGCACCAUCCGUGUCUACCUCCCCAACAAGCAGCGGACAGUGGUGAACGUCCGGGCGGGGCAGACCGUUCAUGAUAGCUUAGACAAGGCCCUGAAAGUGCGCGGCCUGAGCCAGGACUGCUGUGCUGUGUUUCGGCUCUUGGAAGGUCGCAAGAGGCUGACUGACUGGAGCACAGACAUCACCCCACUGGUAGGGGAAGAACUGCUGGUGGAAGUGCUUGACGAUGUCCCUCUCACCAUGCACAACUAUGUCCGGAAGACAUUCUUCAAGUUAGCGUAUUGUGACUUUUGUCACAAGUUUCUGUUUAACGGAUUCAGAUGUCAGACGUGCGGCUACAAGUUUCACCAACACUGCAGCAGUAAAGUUCCAACAGUGUGUGUGGAUAUGGACACGAUGACAAAACGGUUAAUUCGCCCCAAUUACACGGACAGCAAUUACACAGACGACUGCCCCCGGAUAUCAAUACUGUUGCCAGACAACUCCAUAUCACAGAGUGAUAUAGCCUUAACACCAGAGCCCACGGGGCUGAGCCUCCUGUCCCCCACCUCGGCCUUCCGCUUCCCUGUACCUGGGGCCGAUGGCCAGUCCCUGCAGCGGCAUCGCUCCACCUCCACGCCCAACGUCCACAUGGUCAGCACGGUGGGGCCCAAUGGCACCAGCAUCAUAGAGGAUGCAAUAAAAAACAGCACAAUGGGACCAGAGCCUUCCCCUAAGCCUUCCACCAGCCCCCCUUCUCUGGGCUCUCCCGGCCGACGACCCCCUAAAUCCCCCUCAGAGCACAAGGAGCGCAAACCGUCCUCAUCCGACGACAAAAAGAAAGUGCACCGCGGAGGUUACAGAGACUCCAGUUACUACUGGGAGGUGCAGUCCCGGGAGGUGAACAUCCAGAAGAGGAUCGGAGCCGGCUCCUUCGGGACGGUCUUCAAAGGCAAGUGGCACGGCGACGUGGCCAUCAAGAUCCUCAAGGUGACGGAACCCACCCCCGAGCAGCUGCAGGCUUUCAAGAACGAGAUGCAGGUCCUACGAAAGACGCGUCAUGUCAACAUUCUGCUGUUCAUGGGUUUCAUGACUAAGCCCCACUUCGCCAUCAUCACGCAGUGGUGCGAGGGCAGCAGCCUCUACCGCCACCUGCACGUCAUCGAGACCAAGUUCGACACCAUGCGACGCAUCGACGUGGCGCGCCAGACAGCUCAGGGCAUGGAUUAUCUACAUGCCAAGAAUAUAAUUCAUCGGGACCUGAAAUCAAACAACAUCUUCCUGCACGAGGGCUGGACGGUGAAGAUCGGCGACUUCGGCCUGGCCACAGUGAAGUCCCGCUGGAGCGGAUCACAGCAGGUGGAGCAGCCCAGUGGCUCUAUUCUGUGGAUGGCUCCUGAGGUGAUCAGGAUGCAGGACACCAACCCCUACACCUUCCAGUCAGACGUGUACGGAUACGGGGUGGUUCUUUAUGAGCUGAUGUCCAGCACGCUGCCUUACUCCAACAUCAACAACCGGGAUCAGAUCAUCUUCAUGGUGGGCAGAGGAUACCUAUCCCCAGACCUCAGUAAACUGUCAAGUAGCUGCCCCAAGUCCAUGAAGAGGCUCAUCAUCGACUGUCUCAAAUUCAAGCGAGACGAGCGGCCCCUGUUCCCACAGAUCCUGGUGGCUAUUGAGCAGGUCCAGGACCUGUUGCCAAAGAUCGAGAGGAGUGCCUCGGAGCCCUCCCUGCACCGCGCCGUGCACACCGAGGACCUGAACCCGCUGCUGUUCCACACCUACAGGCAUAUGCCCUUGUGAAGGGCACCAUGCCACGUUAUGCCCAGAGGAUGCCAGAGAGAGAGAGACGGAGAGAGAGAGAGAGAGAGAGAGAGAGCAAAGCAGGAAGAAAGAGAACAAGCAACUUUCCAACCCCUCACGUUCCUUCUGGAGCCUUACUGCUGCUGCAGAUACCCCCUUUGAGCUGCCACAGAUCAUUGGCCUCAAGAAACAAACGUGCACACACACACACACACGCACGCACACGCACACGUAGACACACGCCUGCAUUUGGGUAUACACAUACAAAUGUACACACAACAAUUGUGGUUCUCAAAGGCACAUCUGGCUAAACUGUUUGUUUAAGCGGGGGGGGGGGGGUCCUAGAUGCUGCAGUAGUGCAACAGGCUUUUAUUGGCUUAACGCUGCAGAUGAAAGUUGGCUUGGGUUGGCUAGAGGCAAGCGAUGUUGUGGCGCUCCCUGGUAUUUCAUGGUGUUGUGCUGGCGUCAUGCUGGCCGAGUCUCCCCAUUCCCCCGACCCCUCAUUCCCCCUUUUAUCUUUUAUUUUGGAAAAUUCUUCUUGAGAGAAGACGCAAACGUUUGUCCAGAAACCCCACUAAAAACUUCAGGGACAACUUGAGUGUUUUCGUAUGUGGUCAUCAGUGAUUUCUUUUCAGUUUCUGGCUGGCUUGCUGAAUUGAGUGUUUGUUUUUGUCCUUUUUUUUGUUACUUUUAUACAGCAGAAUGUAAAUAUAUCAGUCAACUGUUUUAAGUAGUUCUUUAACAUCAGCUAGCUUUUUAACAUCAAUCAGUUUUUACAUAAUCAUGUAAUUCUGAGCUGCCGAGUUCUCUUCUUUGCUCAAGUGCACAUGUGUACGAAUCCCUCCCCAUUUCUUUGUGAGAGAAUGUCCAUUCCGAGACCAAUUUUAUCCCCGUUACCAUGCGCUGCUAACUUUCGAAGAACAGUCUGGCUACAUUUCGUGAUUUAUGUGAGGGGGAACUAGUCUGGUUAGAGGCUUCGUAAAUGGCAGCCCUGGGCCUUAGCAUGUGUUAGCAACCAAGCUAAUGGCCAUGGCUAACACGCUUGGUCAGUGCAGAACCAGAAACACAGAUUGUGGGCUUCAGGGCCAGUGGAGAUUAAAUGACCCCUAUGGUGUAGACAUGUCUUGAUUUUGGAAAUUUAACUGAUGAACAAUUCAACAUCAUGCGUUUGUGCCUCCUUGAAGUGAAGUGCCCAGUGCACAGCAUACGUUGGAGGUGGCCAGAGUCAAGGUAGCGUCGUGGCAUAUCUCUAUGGGUUAACUAGAUUUGGUCUGUGGAAUAUCUUGUUUUGUGUUCUCUCACUUCUCCAGCAUUUGCUAUUUCAAACUUUUGUCCUUCCUCUGACUUUGUGCAAUAGAAGUAUUGCUUUUGGUCAGAUAAAAUAAGGAUAAUCCAUCCUUUGUUCUCUUUGUCGUAAAGGCAAAAAAGAAAUUAUUGUAUUUAUUUUAUUUGUUUUAAUCUUCCUGAAAGCCAGCCUGAGUGGAGUACUGGAUCAUUUCAGAUCUUCGUCUCACUGUUUUGUGAGGUUGCUUGUUGGAGUUGUCGUGGGUUUUCUGUUUUAGUUUCAUAUGUCGUAACAUUAACUUUUUAGGAUUGCAUGUCAUGCAGACAAGAUAAGAACUCCCUUUCUUGGGAACAUUAAGAAUAGCGUUUUUGAACAUCGGUGCAGGGAAACAACAGUGCGGGAACAAAAACACAACUGUUUGCAAGUUGGGCCCCACACAUGGUGAGCAAGCCAUCUCUUGAAACAGGCAUUCCAUAAACCACACUAACAUCCGUUUGUGUCUCUCUCUUUCUUUUUUGCUCGCUUCUUGUGAAAGCUCAGUGCUGGGGUCCUUGCAGAGCUGUGGAGAUGAGGUCGGGAAGGUGCGAAGAGACACUGGGGGCAUACGUGAGCACAGCAGCACGCCCACCGUGGCUCCGACGCCACCCUCCUCACCCUUCUCCAGCAACAGCGGCUGCGAGGGCCGCACACAGGCGCUGCUAGCGUGGUAGACUGCUUGGCAGAUGUUGCAGCUGCAUCUUGCGGUGCUUACAGCUGACUUAAGUUGUGCAUGUUGCAAUAUCUGGCUGCGUGGUUUUUUUUUCCGGUUUGGCUUUAGCUUGUCUUUUUUAGUUUAGUUACACAGUGUACUGGCACUUUGCACCACACGCACGGAGAAAGACCACUUAUUCAAGCACACCUUCGCCAUCAAGAAUGCACAGACACAUACAAAUAGACAUUUUGGCAAAGUUCUGUCUCAAGUGGCACUGUGUCUCUAAUUGUGUUGAAUGAUGAAUCUUUGAGUGCUACUGUAAAAUGGAAGUGUGGUUUUCCUUUUGAUUUGAGUCUGUGGAGUUAUUUGUUUAAAGUGCUUUGAAUGAUUCCUUGUUUGGCUCAUUGGUUACGAGGUUGCGUCUGUCGGCUCUUUAGUGUGAGAUUGAGCAGUUUCUAUUUUCUUCAAUGUUCUCAGUGCUUCUGCGCCUUUCUCAACCACCUUUUAUCAAGAUGGCCAACAGCACAUCAACAAAACCUGUUGUUUAGGGAGCUGCGAUUAAACUAUGAAAGAAGUUUUGUCUUUCUUGUUGUUGAAGACGGAAUAAAAACAGAAAAUAUGAUAGGAUUGUGGUCGCAGACAAAGUGCAAUGUUGGUGUGUUACUUGUCCUAAUGUAGGACCAGGGGCACCAGCAAGCCACAAGGGAGUGCUGUUGGGAGCAUGGCAUCGCAUAAUAAAACGUUGACAUUGCGGAUGUUGGUCUGCGUGUGAGGGGUACAUAUCCAAAGCCUGUGUGGGUUUAACCACACGCUUUAUGCAGACACAGACGUCAGCAUCAGAGCUGAGGCUGUGUUUCUUGUGGCCGAGUGCUUCAACAAGGAGCAAGGGGCUAGUUAACUAAAAUAGGUUUUUUCUGGGCAUAAUUUAUUGGUCCAAAUAAUACAAAACAAACAACUGACGUUAGUUUCAUUGUAGAAAUAUAGGUUGUAAUCUAUAUAGUUGUAUUUGAAAUGGGGCUGGGUACCCCUCUAUAAAAUGCUUAAUUUGAGGAAGAUGGCUACGGUCAACUUUGAAUAGCACACACUUUUCUCUGGGCAUCAGAGCAUGUCCACAGAAAAUGGACUUAAGAGUGAAUCCCUUUCUAUUUAUUACCUGAAGUCCAAAAGCAGGCGAUUAUAUGACCUGUUGGCUGGGGACAUAUAGGCACAGAGUGAACCUGAACAGGCAGGACAGAGCUUUACUGACAUGAUGGGGUCUGGGGACUAGUGAUGUGUUGUUGCAGUCUGCUUGUGUCUCUCUCAAACAUUAAUGGAUAUUCCUCCUCACCCCGCCCCAAUUUCCUCCUCAUGCUAGGUCAUGCUAAGUUAGUGUCCUAGUGUCAACCUCCAAAGAAUCCAAGCUGGUAUUUAUUGGUGGUCUUGUGAACGGGGAAGAGGGAAGCAUUUAGCAUGAUGGCGCUAACCCCAGGAAUCAAUAUGCACAAGGUUGAACUCCCACUAUCAUGAUCAUUCUUGCACAUUUCACUGUAGUGUACUUGUAUAGUGUGUUUAUAUUUAAUCAAUCCAUUAUGGGGAAAUAGUUCACUGGCUUACAGACCAGAUGCAAAUGUGAGGCCCAGUUAGAUGUUGGUGGAUGAAAAAUGAUGCGUCGAUGGUGUUGACUCAAGAGAAAGCCAUACAUCAUGUUGUUUCCGAUUUGUGAUGAAGUGCUAGAUCAGUUUGGUUCUACCACAUUCAGACCUUAACACCAACUAAAGAAAUUGAAGAGCUUCCAAUUUGAAAUAUUACUCCACCAGGCAUGUACAUCCAAGGGUUUGGAGGGAAACCCCUAACCCUGAAUACAAUUUUCUUUCUUUCUUUUAUUUUGAGCAGAGAAGAGAAUGGUUGGUUAAUUAAUGUGUUGACAUAGUUCUGUGUACUUUUAGGCAAUUUGCAGUCAUUUUGUGUGUAUAGUUUCUGGGGUGUUCUGUGUGGAAUAAAAGUUGUACUCUGCUGUGUACAGUUACAUUUUUUUUAAAUUACGAAAUUGUACUUGUUUCUAUUUUUUGUGUGAUGGUUUAAAAAAAGAACAAAAUUAUUUAAAAAAUGUAAAGGAAAUCUUAGUAUUUUUUUAGUUUUUUUGGGGGGGUCUUAAAAUAUGGAGGAGACAGGAUUUUAUUCUUGAAAUAAAACUGGACUGCUAAUAUA
This is a messenger RNA of Clupea harengus (Atlantic herring), 6212 nucleotides long. RefSeq names its product A-Raf proto-oncogene, serine/threonine kinase (gene araf). Gene Ontology annotation, molecular function: ATP binding; MAP kinase kinase kinase activity. Gene Ontology annotation, cellular component: mitochondrion; cytosol. NCBI's taxonomy places the organism in Eukaryota, Metazoa, Chordata, Actinopteri, Clupeiformes, Clupeidae. The record is from RefSeq and is a predicted model, not a curated record. Gene Ontology annotation, biological process: MAPK cascade; protein phosphorylation.